AUGCAGAUCUAUCCCCUUGGUAGUCAGUGUUUUUGCUCAUCUCAUUCCCUCAAGGCAUGUGGAGUGCAUCGCCUGCUGCUGCGCAUGUGCGCAUCGCUCUCGCCACAAGCGGGACCACGGGGCGGAGGCGGAGGAGACGAGGCGUGCACGCGAGUGAGUGUGCUCAAGGCCACCAAGCAGGCGCUCACACGUGGCUGGCUCCCUCAUGUGUGUCUGCGCCCUCAUGCCGCACCACCACAAGUGCAAGGGGUAGACGGAGGCGGAGGAGCUGCAAUGACGUGGCAGCUUGUGAUUGGACUGGUGUUGCAGCACGUGCAACGUGGUGCUGCCACGGAUGAACGGUAA
Closterium sp. NIES-65 is the source of this 345-nucleotide messenger RNA. Lineage: Eukaryota; Viridiplantae; Streptophyta; Zygnematophyceae; Desmidiales; Closteriaceae. The record is from the annotation of a GenBank genome assembly.